CUUCUUGAUGACAGAUACAAAUAUGAGUUGUGCCCGUUUCACAAUAUAACCCAGCAUGAGCAGACCUAUCGUUGGAACGCAUACAGUGGUAUUUUAGGGAUAUGGCAAGAAUGGGAAAUUGAGAACAAUACAUUUACUGGCAUGUGGAUGAGGGAAGGGGAUGCUUGUGGAACCAAAAAUCGUCAGACAAAGGUUCUGUUAGUUUGUGGAUCAAGCCAUAAGUUGGCAGCAGUGUCAGAGCCAAGUACCUGUGUCUACUCCAUGACCUUUAAAACUCCUCUAGUUUGUCACCCACAUUCACUAUUAGUGUAUCCGACACUGAAUACAGAGCUGCGCCAGAGGUGGGAUGAAAUCGAGCAGUCUUUAUUUGAUGAGCUGAUCACUGAACAGGGUUACAGGAAACUGCUCCGAGAAAUAUUUCAAGAAGCUAAUUACUUAAAGUCCACAGGACGCAAAAGUGAAGAAAAAGAAAACCAGACAGAGCCUAAGGUGUUUGAGACUCUGGAGCAAUGUAGUGUGGUAUGUCUAGAAUCAGAUCACUAA
Molecule: messenger RNA, 543 nt
Organism: Staurois parvus
Lineage: Eukaryota; Metazoa; Chordata; Amphibia; Anura; Ranidae
Source: the annotation of a GenBank genome assembly